CCGGGUCCGGUCAUCAUGCAUCACUACUUGGCGUCGAUCAUCUGGCCGCACUGCCAGUGACUGCAGCGACCGCGUCAGUCCCCCUACACUCGUCUCAGGCUGAGGACUCACAGACUAGUCUUGGACUUGGCAUAACUACGAUGGGUUCGGGUCAGAGCCAUUCUGAGGAGCUCAAGUCGGAGAAGUUGUCCACUCCUCCCCCGCUGGAGAAAGACUCCCCCAUCGUCGUUGUGGGCGCAGGGACAUGGGGUGCGUCAACAGCGUUAUAUCUGGGCCGCCGGGGAUACACCAAUGUCGUCGUAUUGGACCCACACCCCUAUCCGUCUCCCAUUUCGGCUGGCAACGAUGUGAAUAAGAUCGCGGAGACAAUCUCGUGGCGACCUUCCGGCGGAGAGGAGGACGAUCGCGUGCCCGUUGAGACGCACAUCGCGGCCCGCACGAGCGAGGGGUGGUUAAACGAUCCGGUAUUCAAGCCAUAUUAUCACGACACUGGGUUCAUAGCCGCAGCCAGCACCCCAGAUGCUUACGAGUUCGUCAAGGAGCACGAGAUCACUGAGGACAUGUCGGAGUACGUUCCUCUCGCCGGCACGGAGUUUCGUCAGGCGAUGCCCGAGGGCGUGCUCACGGGCGAGUUUCCCAACUGGAAGGGGUUCUGGAAGAAACGCGGAGCAGGCUGGGUGCACGCGUGCAACGCGUACGUCAGCGCCGCGGAAGAAGCUCAGAGGCUGGGGGUGCGCUUCCUGACGGGGACACCGGAAGGCAAGGUCACGGGCCUGCUCUACGGUGACAACGGCGAUGUCGUUGGAGUUACGACAGCAGACGGGAAGGAACAUCGUGCGACGCGUACCAUCAUGACCGCGGGCCCAUAUGCGGACCAACUUUUGGACUUCAAGGACCAACUGCGACCUACGGCGUGGACACUUGCACACAUCAAGAUGGAGCCCUCUGAGCUCCCGCUCUACAAGAACCUUCCGGUGCUCUUCAAUGUGGAGCGUGGUUUCUUCAUGGAACCGGACGAAGAGCACCAUGAACUCAAGAUCUGCGACGAACAUCCUGGGUACACGAACUUUAAGGGUCCGUGCCACGAUCCUGCAGCCGAGAGCAGCGGUAGUAUCCCGUUCGCAAAGCACCAGAUCCCCGAAGCAUCAGAGCAGCGUGUGCGCAACUUCCUCCGGGAGACGAUGCCUCAACUGGCGGACCGGCCAUUCGCAUUCGCUAGGAUCUGCUGGUGCGCCGAUACACCUGACCGGAGGUUCCUGAUCGACACGCACCCAGAUCAUCCGUCUCUGGUCUUAGGUGUUGGCGGGUCGGGUCACGGGUUUGCGCACAUAACGAGUAUUGGAGGCUUCAUCGUGGACGAGCUCGAGGGAAGGCUAGAGAAGCGGUUCAAGGAAGCAUUUAGGUGGCGACCAGAGACUGCUGUUAACCGCGACUGGAGGGAUCUGCAAGGACGGUGGGGUGUAGAAAGGAGAGUCAUGGACUUUGGCGAAGUCAAAGAAUGGACACAAGUUAGGGACGGACGAGACUAUUAGAGCCCUCCGCAUUGAGGGUCGCUUAAUCACAGGCAAGACAAACGCUGCCCACAAAGUCAGUGAGCUCUCAAUUGUUCGUUGCUUUGAACUGUAUUGUUAUGACCGUCACAAUAUACAUGCACAAACACCAAU
Molecule: messenger RNA, 1664 nt
Organism: Rhodofomes roseus
Lineage: Eukaryota; Fungi; Basidiomycota; Agaricomycetes; Polyporales; Fomitopsidaceae
Product: fructosyl amine:oxygen oxidoreductase-like protein
Exons: 3
Coding region: 141-1532 (463 amino acids)
Molecular function (GO): saccharopine oxidase activity; sarcosine oxidase activity; flavin adenine dinucleotide binding
Source: RefSeq, a predicted model, not a curated record